CAUUCUUCAAGAAGUCAGCCCACUUCGUACUACUACGUAGUACCAUACCAGCAUCAGCUGCAUCUACUUCCAGAACUCUACCUGUCUACUUAGGUACAUGAUUCGUAUGCAUAUUGUCAAACACAUCAAUCAUCUUCAUAUCUUACCUCAUACUCUCCUACAUUUAUCCUAGUACCUGUCCCCGGAAUUCGCUAUUUCACCUACGGAGCUGUCGUGACUAAAUAGUCUCAUAACCAUGGCGGAAGAGGACGUCGCAACGAAAGCUCCCGAAAGCGAUGCUCAAGAGAACAUCAUCCCAGGAGAUACACCAGCCCAGACUGGUCCAACGAUGGGUGAGCACUGUACAAGCGACAGGCCGACUCCUACCGGUCUGGCACCGAAAGGAGAAUUAAGGAAACUUGGCGGAGUUGAUAUCUACCUUUCGAAGCCGGAGUCCUACCCGACAAAUCCUUCGAAACUCCUCCUUCUCCUUUCCAGCGGUACGGGCAUCAAAUCGACAAACAAUCAGAUCCAGGCCGAUAAGUUCGCAGAUGAAGGCUUUGUCACGGUAAUGCCCGACCUCUUCGAUGGCAACCCGGCGCCGAAUUCUUCUAUCGCCCCCGAGGCUGAGGCGCAAGGAACAUCAUUCCUUGACAAGAUCAAACUCAAGGCCGCCGAAAUUGCAAAGUCGUUUGUGAUCGAUGAAUGGUUAGCACGCCAUACCGAAGAGAAGGUCUUGCCAAUACUCGAGAAAGUCGUCGAUGCCUGUAAGAGCGAGUUUGCCGAUGCGGUGGGCAACGGAGGUGGCAUUUAUGCGGUAGGCUAUUGUUUCGGCGGUCGGUACGUUCUGCUUUUAGCUAGUGAACGCAGCCGGGUACAGACCGGUUGGACCGGGGCUCAGAAACCAUCCGACGAAGAAGCGGGCGAAGGGGCAAACCCUACAAAGGGCCCGUAUAUCAAGGCGGGUGCGCUGGCGCAUGCGACUCUAGUCUCCCCGGAUGAUUUCCAAGGACUAAAAGUACCGGUAAGCCUGGUCUGCGUGGAAAGCGAUCCCAUGUUCCCCGACGAAGUCCGCGAGACGGGAGAAAACAUCAUGUCCAAGGAGAAUGUAGAGCAUGAGGUUCAAGUUUAUCCCGGCGUCCCCCAUGGUUUUGCCGUCAUUGGAGAUUACGACGACGAUAAUAUCAGAAAUGCGCAAGAAACCGCUUUUGAGCAGAUGUUAAGAUGGGUCAAGGAGCAUUAAUGACACGGGGUAGGAAUAGGUCUGAUCACAUGGCGUUGUCCGGUUAAUGUCUUCAAGAUGAGAGGCAUAGUAAUGAUUCAGGUACCUG
Annulohypoxylon truncatum is the source of this 1310-nucleotide messenger RNA. RefSeq names its product alpha/beta-hydrolase. Bases 236 to 1222 code for a protein of 328 amino acids. NCBI's taxonomy places the organism in Eukaryota, Fungi, Ascomycota, Sordariomycetes, Xylariales, Hypoxylaceae. Gene Ontology annotation, molecular function: hydrolase activity. The record is from RefSeq and is a predicted model, not a curated record. The transcript is spliced from 4 exons.